AUGGUAAGUUCCAGUGCAAAUAUUAGACCAAACACAAGAGGAGGACCUUAUAUGUAUGUUGUCAAUGGUCAAGUUCACCACAGAAUUGGAAUCACACCUGAUGUUGAAGAUCGAAACAAUAGUCGCUACAGCCAAGUAUAUUUUUAUGACUCAGAAGAGGCAAGUAAUAUACGUUGUUCGAUCAGAGAAAAUGAAGAUUGUGAUCCAAUUCUUAUGCAAGAGUUAUCCAAAGUAUUUGAAGAAAUAAAUCCAUACUCCCAAGCAUUCAAAACUUUGGGACAGGUGUUAAGAGAGACUCCACCUGAACAACGUGAAAAUGUGCGGAUGGUAAUUUACUCUGAUAGGAAACAAGAUAAUAGACGAUACAACUUACCAACUUCGAAUGAUGUUGCUGCCAUAUUCAAAGCAGAUGACGGUUGUCCAGUUGGAAACCCAGAGUUUGUGAUAUAUCCCAAAAUUGGAGCACCUGAAAUAAUAGCACCCCACUGUUCAGGAUUGGAUCCGAUGGCCUAUCCUUUACUUUUUCCCUACGGAGAACAGGGUUGGUUUAGAGGGAUGCCUCAAGUCGAAGAAAGAGCUACUGCUCAAAGAAAUAAGGUGACUCAACUUCAAUUCGCUUCACACAGACUAUCAGUGAGGCAACAAUUUUCUCCAGUUCUCAAUGCUGGAAAAAUUUCGUUGCAAUAUAUUGUAGACAUGUUCACUAGAAUUGAAGGAGAGCGAUUGGCAUUUAUUAAAAGUAAUCAGUCGAAACUGAGAGCAGAAUUGUACGUGAACCUUCACGACGCAAUUCAAGCUCGAGCAGACAAUGAAGGUCUAAACAUUGGUCGCCAAGUUAUUUUGCCUCGAACAUUUCAAGGAAGUUUUCGCAACAUGCACAGCAAUUACUUAGAUGCUAUGGCUAUUGUUCGACAGCAUGAAAAGAGGAUUGCCCCACUGUCACAUAUUGCUUACGCUUGA
Molecule: messenger RNA, 960 nt
Organism: Macrosteles quadrilineatus (aster leafhopper)
Lineage: Eukaryota; Metazoa; Arthropoda; Insecta; Hemiptera; Cicadellidae
Exons: 2
Coding region: 1-960 (319 amino acids)
Source: RefSeq, a predicted model, not a curated record